AUGCUGAGCGGUGUCCUCUUACUGAGCGUCCUCACGGUCACCAGCCUGUCGCCAUCUGAGACGGAGAGCCGCAAAACUUCAGCCUCCAAAGAUAUCUGCAGGAUCGGCUGCGCUUGUGAGGAGAGAGAGAACAUUUUGAAUAUUAACUGUGAGAAUAAGGGAUUUACUACUGUCAGCCAGUUCCAGGCACCCCCAAAUAAGAUCUCUCAGCUUUUUCUAAAUGGGAACUUCCUGUCUCGUAUCAGUGCAAAUGAGUUUGUCAAUUAUGGCAAUGUCACCUCUCUGCAUCUGGGGAAUAACGGAUUACAGGAGAUCAGAAAGAACGCUUUUCAGGGGCUGCGCUCCUUGAAAAGGCUGCACUUGAACAACAACAACCUGGAGGGGAUAAAGGACGACACAUUUGCGGGACUUGAGAGUAUGGAGUAUUUACAGGCAGAUUAUAAUUAUAUCAGCACCAUUGAACCGGGUGCUUUCAGUAAACUGAACAAGCUUAAAGUGUUGAUCCUCAAUGACAACCUCCUGCUAUCUUUGCCUCCAAACAUUUUCCGCUUUGUGCUCCUUACCCAUUUGGAUUUACGUGGUAACAGGCUCAAGACUUUGCCCUUUGCUGGGGUACUAGAGCACAUUGGUGGAAUCAUGGAGAUCCAGCUGGAGGAAAACCCAUGGAAUUGUACUUGCGAUUUGAUACCAUUAAAGUCCUGGUUAGACACCAUUUCGGUGUUUGUCGGGGACAUCGUGUGUGAGACGCCGUUCAGGCUCCACGGGAAAGACAUCGGCCAACUUAUAAAACAGGACUUGUGUCCCCGCAGAAAUGCUGGUGAGCGUGCUCACCCUGCACCUGACUCUCACUUUCAAGGGGCAAUGCCCGCAACCUACCUUCCCGGCAUGGUAUCCCCCACCCGCAUCCCUAAAGCCUCACGGCCACCUAAAAUGCGAUACAGGCCCACCCCUCGCAUCGGAAAGGACAAACAUGUCUUUGGGCCUAUAAUGGUUUACCAGACACGCUCCCCUGUGCCUAUUUUGUGUCCUGGUGUGUGUGUGUGCACAUCACAAAAUCCAGACAGUGGACUUAACAUCAACUGUCAAGAGCGGAAGUUGCAGAACAUAAGUGAGUUGAACCCUAAGCCCUCCUACCCAAAGAAACUGCACCUGACCGGUAACUACCUUCAAGUGAUAUACAGAACUGAUCUAACGGAGUACAGUCUUCUGGAGCUGCUACAUUUAGGAAAUAACAGGAUUGGAGUCAUUCAGGAAGGCGCAUUUGAGAAUCUGACCAAUCUGAGGCGUCUCUAUCUGAAUGGGAAUUACAUCGAGUCACUUUCACAAUCACUUUUUGCUGGCCUGCAGUCCCUCCAGUAUCUCUAUUUGGAAUAUAAUGUCAUCAAAGACAUUUUACCUCAGACAUUCAAUGCUUUGCAUAACCUUCAGCUGCUUUUCCUCAACAAUAACCUGCUAAGAUCACUGCCUGACAAUGUUUUCGGGGGUACCAUGUUAACAAGACUCAAUUUACGGAAUAAUCAUUUCUCCUAUCUCCCCGUUAAGGGUGUGCUUGACCAGUUAUCUGCGUUCAUUCAGAUUGACCUCCAAGAAAACCCCUGGGACUGCACCUGUCAUAUUGUAGCACUCAAAAACUGGAUGGAACUGUCCAGUACCAGUGUAGUGGUUAAUGAAAUCACUUGUGACUCACCCUCUAAGCAUGCUGGCCGCCUGCUGCGCUCACUGCGCAAUGAGGCCAUCUGUCCCGAGCCAAGUGAAGAGCCCCCGCCUCAAUAUGCCCCCCCUACCAAAGCCCCUACAUUAGUGAGUCCUAGCACUGAGUCACCAACACCCUCUUUCUCCUCUUUUUUCAGCUCAGUCAGCCCCACUGAAUCACGAAUCGAAGCCCCAGAGUUACAUCCAGAAGUCCCGCUUUCAGUUCUAAUUCUUGGACUUCUCAUUGUUUUCAUUUUGUCUGUCUGUUUCGGUGCAGGGCUCUUUGUUUUUGUUCUUAAACGACGCAAGGGGGUGGAACAUGUCCCGACAGGCUCUAACAACAUAGAUCUUCACUCGUUCCAAGUGCAGUACGGCUCCUACAAUCCUGAACCGACUCAAGAUAAACAUUCUGAAAGUCAUGUAUAUAAUUACAUCCCCCCACCUGUGGGUUCCAUGUGCCAGAAUCCAAUUUACAUACAAAAAGGUGGCGAGCAGGUGGCAUAUUAUCGAAACCUCAAGGAGUUAAGCUUGGGGCCGCUGAAUGCAAAGAAGGAUGAUAUUCUCACACGUAGCCCGGGAGCUUAUACCAUUAGUGCAGUGGAUUUAAUGGAUAAAUCGCCAACAUUGCCUCCUGAGAUGUUAUAUCAAAAUGUAGGGGAGAGGCCAAACAAGGAGCUCCCGACAGCUGCUGGCCCCUCUCCUUUCAGUUACAAUUUUUGCACUUUACCCAAGAGACCUUGCAUCGUGCCCCCGUACGAGGCUGCCACGGCCCCACGACAAGUCACCAACCAGGACAGGUUGAACAAAACCGCGCUGUAUGGAACCCCCAGGAAAUGUUUUGGGGUGGAGCCCAAAAGCAGUGAGCACCAAUUUCUUCUCCAUGGCAAGCUAAAAACAGAACCAGACUAUUUGGAAGUACUGGAGAAACAGACUGCUAUGAGCCAGCUGUAA
Molecule: messenger RNA, 2643 nt
Organism: Nerophis lumbriciformis (worm pipefish)
Lineage: Eukaryota; Metazoa; Chordata; Actinopteri; Syngnathiformes; Syngnathidae
Source: RefSeq, a predicted model, not a curated record